Molecule: messenger RNA, 12073 nt
Organism: Mercenaria mercenaria
Lineage: Eukaryota; Metazoa; Mollusca; Bivalvia; Venerida; Veneridae
Product: F-box only protein 28-like
Exons: 4
Coding region: 58-1083 (341 amino acids)
Biological process (GO): protein polyubiquitination
Molecular function (GO): protein binding
Source: RefSeq, a predicted model, not a curated record
CACAAAACAUCACUUCCGGACAUAAACACAGCUUAAAAAACGAAGUUUUAAUCGAAUAUGGCUUCGUACCAACAGUUAAACCUUCUUGAUCUACCAGAGGAAAUAAUAGAAACAGUUGUGUCCUACCUAUCAUUUCACGAGUGCAGUGAAACCAGAAUGGUAUGUAGGCUGUUCAACAAAUUAUGUCAGCAGCGUCUGAACAAGGGAUUUGCCAAAGUUGAUAAACUACAUGCACAGAUACAAAAAGAAGUGAAAAACAAACUGCCACGAAGAGAAUCUGAACGUCGAAACCAUCAGCUUGCUAGACAUGUUGAUAUUCUAUCAGCGAUUGAAACCCGCCUGUCAUUACUGGGCAUGUCUUACAUGAAAUAUAUGGAUUCUGGGUUGUGUUGUUUUAUCCCUGGCAAGGUUUUGGAUGAACUUCUUGCAAUUCUGCACAAGUUACAGUCAAGUGAUCAGCCCCCUAGAUCACAUGAGUUCUUACAAGAGUUACGGGACAUAUCAUCAAUGGCAAUGGAACAUUUUGAUGAGAAAAUUGUACCUGGACUGAAAAACAAACUUCCGGCUGUUACUCUGCCAUACCCCUUCUCCGAAGCAUGUUCAUCAUCAUCAACAUUGUUCCCAUUUCAAUCUUCCCCAGUGCGAGGACCAAGUAUGAGGUCAGAAAUUACUAAUCUUGGUUCCCAGCUGCGAGCACAGAGUACCAGUAUGCAACAGGUCAAAAAGGACAUGUCAGAGGUGAAAAUAGGUUACACAAAUAAUAAAAAGAGACUUACUGAUCAGGAAAAGAAGGUCAUUCAACAAGGUCAAGUAAUAGCUGAACUAGAGAAGAAAGUUAGUGAUCUAAAUCAGAAAUUUAUAGACAUGUCUGCAGAGCUUCAGAAACUGAAGGAAGUUAAAGAAGGAGGGGAAAGUAGUAAGAACAUUUCUCAUCUCCACAAAGAAGAGUAUGCAGCAAGUGAGGAUAACUCAGAAAAAAGACUGAACACAGAAAGUAAAGAAAGAGUGACAAGAAAUAAAUCUCUGAAGCGUAAAAAUGGAGGCCAGUAUGAAUCUAGAGUGAAGAAAUCAAAAGUUAAAUAAAAUUCUUUAAUAUAUGAGGGACAACUGAAGCUGGUUCUAGAUGGACUAUUCAAAGUAUAGGUAGAGUUAUUGCACUCACCAAUUUGUCGGCAUCCACGUCCCAGAUUGGUUAAUUAUUUGUAUGUAAGAUUGUAUUUCAGUAACAUUUGUGGGAAUGGAUUCAAACUUCAACACCUGUUCUGCAUGAUAAUCUGGCAUAGAAUGCACAUAUUCCAUAACAAUAGUAUUUUCCAAAUUUACAAAGUUAUGCCCUGUAUCUACCUGGACAUUUUUGGUUAAGCUUUUGUAUGUGAGCUUGAAAAUCAGUAAGCACUAGUGGGAAUAGCAUUAAAUGUCACACAAUAGUUUAUUGUGAUUAUCUGACAUGCAGUGCACAUGUACAUGUAGUAUGUCACUGUUUUGCAUUUUUACAGCUUUGCACCUUUUUUGACUUGGAAUAUUCUGGUCAAGUCUUGGUAUGAAAGUUUGUGUCACAGUAACCUUUAAUGGAAAUGAAUGUGACUUCACACACUUAUUUACUGUGAUGAUACAUGUAUGACUUGUAGUGCACAGCAUCCAUAGAUAAGUUUUGUUUUUAUGCAGAAUUAUGGCUCUUUUUUGACUCUCAGUAUUCAUUUAUUUGAUUUGCUUUAGUGACAUGGCUUUUGAAUAGUCAAGCAGUGCUGUCCUCUGACAGCUUUAUUGCAUAUGUAUUUAAGUCAAAUAUAUGUGUGCAGAAUAUGUUCUAGAAAGCAAUAUUUCUUUUAUUAUUAAACGCAGAUAGUUGUUUUAGCAAUCAUGUAUGUCAUUAUUGUUGGACAUGAUUCAUAGUAAAUGUUUUGUUUUUUAAAAUAAACAUGGCAGUCAUGUAUAAUCUGCAGCUGGACUAAAUCCGCCUUCACAAACAACAACUAGUUACUACAAUGACCCACCUUUAUUAGUACCCUGCUGGUUGAAAACCAGUUACGACUACUUCAGGAUUGUGUUUUUGUCAUUUUGCCUUCACCACUGUUGUACCUGGUCCUUUAUGCUGUCAUCUAUCAAGGGAUUUAAAUAUUAUUUGGCAUAAGUAUUCCCCAUAAUGAGACAACAUUUCAUGCAGACAAUCCAGACCAUUAGAUGAAAGUGGAGGUCAUUGGUCAAUAAAGCUAUUAUUUUUCCCUCCAGUCUGUAACUCAACCAUCUAUUAAGGGAUUUUAAUAUCACUUGGCACAUUUUUAUAUGCCCGAAGGGAUGUAUUAUGUUAUGACGCUGGUGUUGGUCUGUCCAUCUGUCUGUUUGUCCAUCUGUCCGUUAGCAAUUUCGUGUCCGCUCUGUAACUCUUGAACCCCUUGAAGGAUUUCAAGGAAACUUUACACAAAUGUUCACCACACCGAAACGAUGUGCAGAGCGCAUGUUUUGGAUGUCUCGCUUCAAGGUCAAGGUCACACUUAUGAGUCAAAGGUCAUAUCAGUUUGUUUCGUGUCCGCUCUGUAACUCUUGAACCCCUUGAAGGAUUUCAAAGAAACUUGACACAAAUGUUCACCACACCAAGACGACGUGCAGAGCGCAUGUUCUGGAUGCCUUGCUUCAAGGUCAAGGUCACACUUAGGGGUCAAAAGUCAUAGUUUGUUUCGUGUCCACUCUCUAACUCUUGAACUGCUGGAAGGAUUUUAAAGAAACUUGGCAGAAAUGUUCACCACAUUGUAACGAUAUGCAGAACGCAUGUUCCGGAUGACUCGCUUCAAGGUCAAGGUCACACUUAAGGGUCAAAGGUCAUAUAUGACUUUGCUUUGUGUAUAUUGCUCUGCAUUGCAGUGCUCUUGUUUUUAUUUGGCAGAUCUCUUUUUUUACUUACAAUAAUUUUUUUUUAAUUACUUCCCUUUUAUGUUACCAUAAAUAGCUUAUUUUGAAACUUUUUUAUUAUUGGCCAUAGGGAAAAACUGAGACCACUUUUCUGUGGUACAACAUGGAUGGUACCUCCAAUUUUAAGGUGUAUUUUUACAUACCUGUACCUGAUAAGGAUUUUUUUGUAGACUUUGAAUAUUUGUUUUUCGGAGUUAGGUUUGUUUUUUGAAGUUUUCCUUUUGUUGUUCCAGUCCUUUGGGGCUACAGCAGUCAAGUUCUUAAGCUCUGCAUUGCAGUGCUCUUGUUUUUAUUUGGCAGAUCUCUUUUUUUGUACUUACAAUAAUUUUUUUUUGAAUUACUUCCCUUUUAUUUUACUAUAAAUAGCUUAUUUUGAAACUUUUUAGCUCACCUGUCACAUAGUGACAAGGUGAGCUUUUGUGAUCACGCAGCGUCUGUCGUCCGUGCAUCCGUCCGUGCGUUCGUCCGUAAACUUUUGCUUGUGACCACUCUAGAGGUCACAUUUUUUGUGGGAUCUUUAUGAAAGUUGGUCAGAAUGUUCAUCUUGAUGAUAUCUAGGUCAAGUUCGAAACUGGGUCACGUGCCUUCAAAAAGUAGGUCAGUAGGUCUAAAAAUAGAAAAACCUUGUGACCUCUCUAGAGGCCAUAUAUUUCAUAAGAUCUUCAUGAAAAUUGGUCAGAACAUUCACCUUGAUGAUAUCUAGGUCAAGUUCGAAACUGGGUCACAUGGGGUCAAAAACUAGGUCAGUAGAUCUAAAAAUAGAAAAACCUUGUGACCUCUCUAGAGGCCAUAUUUUUCAUGAGAUCUUCAUGAAUAUUGGUCAGAAUGUUCACCUUGAUGAUAUCUAGGUCAAGUUCGAAACUGGGUCACGUGGAGUCAAAAACUAGGUCAUUAGGUCUAAAAAUAGAAAAACCUUGUGACCUCUAUAGAGGCCAUAUUUCUCAAUGGAUCUUCAUGAAAAUUGGUCAGAAUGUUCAUCUUGAUGAUAUCUAUGUCAAGUUUGAAACUGGGUCAUGUGGGAUUAAAAACUAGGUCAGUAGAUGUAAAUAUAGAAAAACCUUGUGACUUCUCUAGAGACCAUAUUUUUCAUGAGAUCUUCAUGAAUGUUGGUCAGAAUGUUCACCUUGAUGAUAUUUAGGUCAGGUUCGAAACUGGGUCAUGUGGAGUCAAAAACUAGGUCAGUUGGUCUAAAAAUAGAAAAACCUUGUGACCUCUCUAGAGGCCAUAUUUCUCAAUGGAUCUUCAUGAAAAUUGAUCAGAAUGUUCACCUUGAUGAUAUCUAGAUCAAGUUCGAAACUGGGUCACGUGCGGUCAAAAACUAGGUCAGUAGGUCUAAAAAUAGAAAAACAUUGUGACCUCUCUAGAGGCCAUAUUUUUCAAUGGAUCUUCAUGCAAAUUGGUCAAAAUGUUCACCUUGAUGAUAUCUAGGUCAUGUUCAAAACUGGGUCACGUGCGGUCAAAAACUAGGUCAGUAGGUCUAAAAAUAGAAAAACCUUGUGACCUCUCUAGAGGCCAUAUUUCUCAAUGGAUCUUCAUGAAAAUUGGUGAGAAUGUUCAGCUUCAUGAUAUCUAGGUCAAGUUCGCAACUGGGUCAUGUGCAGUCAAAAACUAGGUCAGUAGGUCUAAAAAUAGAAAAACCUUGUGACCUCUCUAGAGGCCAUAUUUUUUACGAGAUCUUCAUGAAAAUUGGUGAGAAUGUUCACCUUGAUGAUAUCUAGGUCAAGUUUAAAAGUGGGUCACGUGCCUUCAAAAACGAGGUCAUUAGGUCAAAUAAUAGAAAAACCUUGUGACCUCUCUAGAGGCCAUAUUUUUGAAUGGAUCUUCAUGAAAAUUGGUCAGAAUUUUUUAUCUUGAUGAUAUCUAGGUCACAUGUGCUCAAAAACUAGGUCACUAUGUCAAAUAAUAGAAAUAACGACGUCAUACUCAGUUCAGCACUGGGUCAUGUGGGGAUAGGUGAGCGAUUCAGGACCAUCAUGGUCCUCUUGUUUAUUAUUGGCCAUAGGGAAAAACCGAGGCCACUUUUCUGUGGUACAACAUGGAUGGUACCUCCAAUUUUAAGGUGUAUUUUUACAUACCUGUACCUGAUAAGGAUUUUUUUGUAGACUUUGAAUAUUUGUUUUUCGGAGUUAGAUUUGUUUUUAGCUCACCUGUCACAAAGUGACAAGGUGAGCUUUUGUGAUCGCGCGGUGUCCGUCGUCCGUCCGUCCGUGCGUGCGUCCGUCCGUCCGUAAACUUUUGCUUGUGACCACUCUAGAGGUCACAUUUUUCAUGGGAUCUUUAUGAAAGUUGGUCAGAAUGUUCAUCUUGAUGAUAUCUUGGUCAAGUUCGAAACUGGGUCACGUGCCAUCAAAAACUAGGUCAGUAGAUCUAAAAAUAGAAAACCUUGUGACCUCUCUAGAGGCCAUAUAUUUCACAAGAUCUUCAUGAAACUUGGUCAGAGUGUUCACCUUGAUGAUAUCUAGGUCAAGUUCGAAACUGGGUCAGGUGCCAUCAAAAACUAGGUCAGUAGGUCUAAAAAUAGAAAAACCUUGUGACCUCUCUAAAGGCCAUAUAUUUCACAAGAUCUUCAAGAAAAUUGGCCAGAACAUUCACCUUGAUAAUAUCUAGGUCAAGUUCGAAACUGGGUCACGUGCCAUCAAAAAGUAGGUCAGUAGGUCAAAUAAUAGAAAAACCUCGUGACCUCUCUUAGAGGCCAUUUUUUUCAUGGGAUAUGUAUGAAAGUUGGUCUGAAUGUUCAUCUUGAUGAUAUCUAGGUCAAGUUCGAAACUGGGUCAUGUGCGGUCAAAAACUAGGUCAGAAGGUCUAAAAAAAGAAAAACCUUAUGACCUCUCUAGAGGCCAUAUAUUUCAUGAGAUCUUCAUGAAAAUUGGUCAGAAUGUUUACCUUGAUGAUAUCUAGGUCAAGUUCGAAAGUGGGUCACGUGCUUCAAAAACUAGGUCAGAAGGUCAAAUAAUAGAAAAACCUUGUGAUCUCUCUAGAGGCCAUAUUUUUCAUGGGAUCUGUAUGAAAAUUAGUCUGAAUGUUCAUCUUGAUGAUAUCUAGGUCAACUUCGAAAGUGGGUCACGUGCCAUCAAAAACUAGGUCAGUAGGUCAAAUAAUAGAAAAACCUUGUGACCUCUCUAAAGGCCAUAUUUUUCAUGGGAUCUGUAUGAAAAUUGGUCUGAAUGUUCAUCUUGAUGAUAUCUAGGUCAAGUUCGAAAGAGGUUCAUGUACGGUCAAAAACUAGGUCAUUAGGUCUAAAAAUAGAAAAACCUUGUGACCUCUCUAGAGACCAUACUUGUGAAUGGAUCUCCAUAAAAAUUGGUCAGAAUGUUCACCUUGAUGAUAUCUAGGUCAAGUUUGAAACUGGGUCACGUGCCUUAAAAAACUAGGUCAGUAGGUCAAAUAAUAAAAAAACCUUGUGACCUCUCUAGAGGCCAUACUUUUCAUGGGAUCUGUAUGAAAGUUGGUCUGAAUGUUCAUCUUGAUGAUAUCUAGGUCAAAUUUGAAACUGGGUCAACUGCGGUCAAAAACUAGGUCAGUAGGUCUAAAAUUAUUAAAAUCUUUUGACCUCUCUGGAGACCAUAUUUUUCAAUGGAUCUUCAUGAAAAUUGUUCAGAAUUUUUAUCUUGAUAAUAUCUAGGUCAAGUUCGAAAGUGGGUCACAUGAGCUCAAAAACUAGGUCACUGUGUCAAAUAAUAGAAAAAACUACGUCAUACUCAAAACUGGGUCAUGUGGGAAGAGGUGAGCGAUUCAGGACCAUCAUGGUCCUCUUGUUUGAAGUUUUCCUUUUGUUGUUCCAGUCCUUUGGGGCUACAACAGUCAAGUUCUUAAAAUUUUGCUCCCAUCCUAUGAUGUAAGCCUUCGGGCGUAUAUUGCCCCGCUUGGCGGCGCUCUUGUUUCCCUAUAACAAGAUGGUAUGUCGAAUACAACUACCUGACCCAUAGCUUAAAGGCCAAGGUUAACAUGAUAUUGCCUUGGUCUGUUUCAUGUCCAGUCCAUAACCGCCAUCCAUCAAGGUAUCUAAAUAUUAUUUGGCACAAAUGUUUUCAUGAGUUGAUUAUUCAACAUAGUAUACUACAGCACACUAUUUCUUAUCCAGAGUCCUCAGCAACCACUUUAUACUGGAAUAAACAAAACUUCAUAGGAAGCUUCACUUCCAAGAGGAGAUGCACAUACUAUCUUCAUGUUCUAGUCUGAUGAUUUUUCAAUGAGUAAUUGUCAUCUGGUUAUUCAACAGUAGUAAAUUAUAGUGCUGCGCUUGUCCAGAGUAUUUCGCAGCAAAAAGCUUCAUUCCGAAGAGGAGAUGCGAACUUCUUGUGCUUGCAUUUUAUCAACAACUUCUUGCUACUUUUAAAAUGCAAUAAUCAGACUAUGUGGAGCUUCCAUCAGUUUUACCGAAAUUUUGUUGCUAUCCAUUUUCCUACAACUUUAAAAAUGAAAUAUUAUUAAAAACUAUAGAUACUAAAUGUAAUUAAAAUUGUAGAUUUAAAUCAAAACAUGUUGCAUUAAUAACAUGUGUGUGUAUGUAUGUAUCAAAAUAUUGUGUAUACUAUAUACUUCAUUGACAGAUAUCAGAUCAUUACAUACUGCAGUUGAGAUAAUUAAUUAACUUCCAGUAGGGGAACCUUUAUUGCAUGGCAAUAUGUCAAUCACUUGUUUUUGUCAAUAUACAUGUAUUGCUUAAACAAUUUUGUUCUCUGUUUGAUUUCAAAUAGUAUGGUAACCGUACAUUACCUUAUUAGUUUGUGUAUCUCAGCUAGUGAACUUGAUUAGUUGAAAUAUAACUCAGAUCGGAAUAAACCUAAAUGGGGAUUCCUGAUACCUAUUUGAAAAAUAAAGAGUUGUUUUUGUUGUGGUUUGGUAGGAUUUUGUCCUGAAACUAAUGUCAAUAUACUGUGGCUGAGGUGAUGCUUGGUAUAAAGUUUUAGGUGGCUGUAUUGCCAUUACUGGUGUGCAAUGUAAAAAGACAGCUGUAUACAUGUAUAGCUUAAUAACACUCGUAUAGAAGUGUGAUAAAUUUGCAUUGCAUGCACAGUUGUUUUAGUUUUUUUUGGAAACCUAGUUUGAUGAUUCACCUUAAUUACACCAUGACUGACUGAUGAUGAAUAAAACAGAUUUAUUUUAUUUAGAUCUAGAUAGCUACAACGUUUUCAAAAUAUUGUUAUUUUUUUCUUUGGAACCAUAGUUUCAUAAGAGAUGGAUCACUAGCUGUAACAUUAUUGACAAUAUAUGUCAUUGGACUUUCUUCAUAUAUUGAUUUAGAUGGAUAAUAAUUCAUGCUGUCAUUUUAUUUUGUAUCUUUUGAAGUAGAAAGAAAGGAAAAUGUAUAUGUAUGUUAGUCACCAGUACGUUACUUAGUAAGGACACCUGUGGCUGAGUGGUCAUGGACCCCUUUGGCUGAGUGGUCGAGGACCCCUGUGGCUGAGUGGUCUAGGUUUAUUAAAUAGAUCCUGUGGAAUUGAGCCUGCCUUGGGUGUCAUGUGAGGAAGCCCUCUAAUUGCUUUGUAGGAAUCCAGUGAUUAUGCGCAGGUGUCCGUCUAUGUCUGAAAUAAUGCCUCAAGGUACCAUUUGGGUGUUCCUCUACCAUUAAAAGCUGGGCAGUGUCUAUAGUACCUGAACUGUGGCUUAUUUAACUGAACAAACAAAGCAACAAGACAAUAAUGUUGUAUUUCUAUGCCCCCGGCAUCUACUGAUGCGGGAGGCAUAUAGUGAUUGUCCUGUCCGUUCGUUCAUCCGUUCGUCAGUAUACAUGGAUUUCAUGCGCAAAAAUUUUCACAUGGAAAGCGUAAGAAUGGCGCAUGCAUUUCAUACGCCAUAAAAAAGCAUACGCCUGGCGCAUGAGACACUUUUUCCUGUGGUACGAGGUUAACCAAAUGGGACCGUUUCGUCUAGCAUCAAUACCCCUUACUAGAAUGACUUGAUACUAAUGCAGAUGUAACCUGUGACCAUUCCUCAUCUUCAGACAUCACCUGACCUCAGUUUGACCUUGACCUCGUUUUGGACUUAGGUUGCUUUAUAUCGACAAGGAUGCCACUGGGGGCAUCAAGUGUUUAUUGAACGCAGCUUCUUGUUAAUAUAUUUGUUGUGACUAGAAUAUCAGUGCAAGUGGUAUUUUUAGGAACACAACUCCAGAUAAUUAAUAUAGCAUGCAAGGCAGAUGAUAUGUUAUUUUAUAUAUGUUUUUUUUCUAAACAGUGAUUUUUCAUUGAAUAAAAUCAUUGUUUUGAGUUCAGUGCAUCUGAAGGAUAAUCAUUUUAUUCAAAAGAAAGUCACUAGUUUAGAUAUAUUAUUUUGAUUUUAACACGAUAUCAGGGGUAGCAUCCUUGUUGACAUCCAAGAAAUAUUUGCCUGUUUGUGUUGUUUCCUUUUCCAGCAUGCCGCUAUGACAUUUGAAACUAUAACAAAUUAAUUGUGACAUACAAACAGUGAUUUUGAUGCAUACUAUCAGUCUUUUUUAUUUAUUUAUUUUUUUCCAAUUUGAUCAGGUGAAUGAAAAGCAUAGAAGUUCCAGUUUUUUUGUUGAUAAAAAGAAACGAUUAUGUUGGGUUUUAAUAAAAGAUUUAGAUAGAAUAGAUAAAACUACUGGUGUUAUGUGUUGUAUAAACUUAAGGUAGUCCUGUCCGUGGGAAUCAAAGGGAUGAAAGCAAAAAGGUUUAAAGGUUCUACAAUACAAUUGAAUAGGAGUUUUUGGACAUUUUUCACUCUUACUCCACUAAAGUAGAUUUUAAAAGCAAUAUGCCAGCAGUGAUAUUGUUAUGUUAGAAAUUCUUCCUUUCAGAACAUUGUAAUGGAACUGUAUAGUUAUGUAGUACAUGUAUUAAUUAUUAUUUUUUGUUACAGUUUCAUUAAAGGGCAAGGAAUGUCUUACAAAUAAAUUUCAUAUGAAAGCUAUCGUCAAGCCUUUCAUAACGCUGAAAGAAUUUUUGAAAUCGGACCACUAUUGAAAAAGAUAUGGCAUUUAGAAGUUUAAGAAAAUGGCUGAUCAAGGAGUCAGCCAUUUUAGUGUGUUUAUGACUUCUUAUACAUACUGCUGAAUUCUUUAUUUAGCAGAUGAUAUUUUAAAUAGAUUACCGUAAUUUCAUAUGUUCCAUGAGUGUAAAACAUAAUAAUUUCUUUCAUUAUAGGUGGAAAAGGUAGAGAAAUUAUUUUACAGAAAUAAGUAAAUACAGUUCAGAUAUGUAUCUAGAAAUCUAAUAAUCUGCCAUGUUGUUUUCUGUUGCUUUGGAAAUGAAAUGGCCUCAUUUUGAUCAAAUAUUUAAAUGCUCAUAACUUCCUUAUUUUCAAGCCGGUUUUGAAAAUACUUUCGCUUCUUUAAAUGGUUUAAGAUAGCAGACAGAAUUAACAUGAGAUCAACAUUGCCUUUCACUUUAAGUUAAAACUGUGAUAUUUUAAUAUUAUCUCCAGACACUGAAACUGCUGCCAAAACCCAUUGUUUCUGUUUUUCUUUAAAAGACAGUACUGUUAACCAAACCAUAUUGAUGCAUGCAAAUAUUUCAGAAUUGUUACAGUUUAUAGCCAAAAUGUAUUUUUGUAGGAAAAUCAUUGUGUAAAACUUUGGCCUAUAAAACUAUCUAGUAAUUAUGUUUUUUUUUCCCAAUUUUUCCAAAUAUAUGCAUUGCCUCUAUAUUAACUAAGGUGUCCUGAAAAGUUUUAUAAGAAGCAAACAACAAAUUGCUAUUUAUAAAAACUGUUUUAUUUCCAGAAUGGCUGAAAUAAAAUCGCAGUUGAAAUUGGCUUUUAAUGAUGCAUUAUGUAAGAUAUUUUAAAAUGUAAAAAUUCUAUUGCCAUUCUUUGAGUUCUUUAGAACAGUGUAUGAUAUUGAAUUUUUUAUCAAGUGUUAUAAACAUAAUUGAUGAAAACCCCUGUUACAGAAUAGAUGAAAAAUCAAACAGUAGUUCGUGUAAAAUAUGGAAACACAUUAAGGGAAAUCAAAAUUUUAAAAAAAUCGAGACAAAAAAUAAAAAAAAACCCUGUCUUUGUGUUUGUGUUCUAGCAUAGUGUUAUGACUGCUGUCCUUGUGAAAUUUGAUGCAUCAAGAAAGUUGUCUUAAGAAAUUUGAAAGUACUAUCUUUCAUAUUUGUUGCUUUUCUUGUUUGUACUAUAGAUAAAGAGUUAUCUGUUGAUCGAAGUCUGCUUUUAGAAGUAAAGACACGAAAUAGCUAUGCUGAAAAUUUGUAAAUAUUAAAAGCAAGGUAUGAUAAGCCUUUUUCAACAUUUCAUCUUAAAAUGAAGGGUUUAAUUUUUUUACAGCAUUGAUAUAAACAGUGAUUACUAUGGUGUUCCUUUAAAAAAAAGUCAUAUUUUUAAAUACUAGUAUGGGAAAGCCUUCUCAUAGCUAUAGUAAGGAAAGCCUGUAAUGUAUCGAGUGCCAGGUAAGGCAACUGAAGUACCUAGUCUGCUGUCUUUUUGCCUGUCAUCAAAACGUUAAAGUUUGAACUUUUGUGAUUUGUGAUGAGCAGAUGUCACCCAGCACUUUUUACAUCGGGCAGACGUCACUUAGCCAUUUAUAUCGAGCAGACGUCACUUAGCCAUUUACAUUGAGCAGACGUCACUUAGCCAUUUACAUUGAGCAGACGUCACUUAGACAUUUACAUUAAGCAGACGUCACUUAGCCAUUUACAUUAAGCAGACAUCACCCAGCACUUUACAGCUGUUCUCACUCUCAUGUACAAUGUAUAAAAUGAUGCAUGUUCACAUUUUUCUAUGGCAGUUUUACAAAUUAUUUAUUAACCUUUAGCCUGCUGGCAGCAAGUGAUUCUGCCUUUGCAACCAGUCAAAGUAGAUACUUGGUACUGUUUGCUAUUCAGUCAGUACAUUUGCAGUGACAACCCCUUUAUAUAAUAAAUGGUACUUCCCAAAUGGAAUGAUAAACCAGUCCAUUUUAGAAAUUUAACAGGGUAAAGGUUAAAUGAGUUGUUUUUGCAUGUUACUGUGAAAAACCUAAACUUUUGUAUCAUCCCUAGAUUAGGCUUAUGUAAAGAUGUAAACAUUUGCUUGAGGUCCUGUGUGUUAUGUCCACAUAUUAACUUGUUAUAGUAUGGUACUAGGCUUGUACAUGAAAGACAUAUAGACUGUCAGCUGCUUUAUAUGUUGUGUACAGGUAUAUAUCAACUUUGUAUGAUAAUAAAAUUAGUCAAAACUUACUGUUAAUGCUGUGAAAAUAAAAGGAAAUGGAAAACUGGUA